Giardia duodenalis is the source of this 498-nucleotide messenger RNA. RefSeq lists its product as uncharacterized. The transcript has a single exon. Bases 1 to 498 code for a protein of 165 amino acids. Lineage: Eukaryota; Fornicata; Diplomonadida; Hexamitidae. The record is from RefSeq and is a predicted model, not a curated record.
AUGGUAAAAAUAUUGGAGCGCCCAACAGCUAUGAGCCUGAAGAAGGUAUCCUCAGUUGUUCAGCAGACGCUGGGGUACGUCGCCAUUUUCGCAGCACAGGUAAGCGGAGAGCUGGAUCCCGUGAGUAUGUACGGAUACUUUUUGAAUCUAGUUUUACGGUCACGAUGCGAGUUGCAUAUUUUUGUAUAUGCAUCUUGUGUUGCCUAUAACGUUUUCUGUAUUUGGACUGGGCAACUAAGUGCUCUUCAUGUUCGGCGGAUUUUUCUCGCCGCUCUUAGCCUCUCCUACAACCUGCUUUCAGACACCGGAGCAGAAACAAGUGCGUGGGCAGGCGUCGCAGAUGAUUCCCUUUCUGAGACGGAACUAGCCAGGCUUCAGCAAUGGGUCCUAUCAAUCACCGGUUGGAACAUUCAUCUACUGUCCUCUGACAUUGAUCGGAUUUGGGCGUCCAUUCUCAGGGGCAAGAGCAUUUCACUAUCAACCCCACCUAGCUGUUGA